AUGGCCCAGUCUGGCGAUGUCGAGUUUUGCACUUUAGGGAUGUUCAUUCUCGACCAGAUGCUUAUAGCAACCCGAUAUGCAGAUGACAUUGAGUUUGGCGGCUCAAGACCCGACGUCAAAAAUGCGCUAGGAGGCGCUGCUUCUUUCGCUGUCUUGGGUGCCCGCCUGGUGGCAGGUCCGCAACAUGCACGGUCAGUGAGCUGGAUCGUGGAUGUUGGAUCAGACUUCCCGCCCGAGACUUUGGCGGUGAUCAAGUCCUGGGGCACAGAUUGUGUAAUCAGGGAAGACCAAGGGAGGCUGACAACGAGGGCCUGGAAUGGAUACCACCCAGAUGAGAAGCGAGGUAAGACUAGCAUAAAUAACAAGGACGCAGACUUCAAGUAUUUGACUCCGAAGCUAAGGAUAGAGCCAUCAAUGCUGUCGAAUCCUCAAAUCUGGUCACGGACAUUCCAUAUGGUCUGCUCUCCAUCCCGCUGUAUUUCCAUUGUGAAUUAUAUUUUGCAACGGCGGGAAAAGCUGCACCAGAUGAAUCAAGCUCCCUCUAGUGUGCAUGCCUUGGAUCGACCUGCUUUUGUCUGGGAGCCUGUACCAGACCUCUGCACACCGGAAGAACAGGAAAAGUUCUUUGCGGCCAAUCGAGUGGUGGACGUGGUGAGUCCGAAUCAUCUCGAGCUGGGCCUGAUGUUCGACCAACCUGGGUGGACACAGGACAGCAAGGAAGGUCAACAGCUUGUUCAGAGAAUCUUAGACUCUGGCAUUGGUCCCAAUGGCAAUGGAUGUCUCGUCAUCAGAGCAGGCAAGGACGGAAGCUUCGCCUUUUCAAGAACGCAUGGACUGUGGCUUCCUGCUUAUCAUCAACCGGAUAAUUCUGUUGCUACGGUUGUAGUAGAUCCAACCGGGGCUGGAAAUUCCUUUCUUGGUGCACUUGCUCAAGGCAUGAUCAGUACUAGCCGGGAUCCAUCCGAUAUUAUCGAGUCCACACUAGCAACAUCCCAAGCUUGGAAGAAGUCAUUGAAUGCUUGGAAGCCCCGACGAAGUCUACCAAUGGCACUUAUCUGCGCUACGGUUGCUGCCGGAUUUGUUGUGGAACAAAUUGGCGUCCCAGAGAUCUCCAUUGCUAAUGAUGGGAAAGAGUUGUGGAAUCAGUCUGAAUUCACGGAACGGGUCCGUCUGUACACGCAGCGAUUAUUUAGGACAUUGGAAGAGUCUCCCCGGAGACACCUACUGACCAAUUGA
This is a messenger RNA of Penicillium macrosclerotiorum, 1236 nucleotides long. RefSeq lists its product as uncharacterized. NCBI's taxonomy places the organism in Eukaryota, Fungi, Ascomycota, Eurotiomycetes, Eurotiales, Aspergillaceae. Bases 1 to 1236 code for a protein of 411 amino acids. The record is from RefSeq and is a predicted model, not a curated record. The transcript is spliced from 3 exons.